This is a messenger RNA of Linepithema humile (Argentine ant), 3341 nucleotides long. It is a transcript of the gene AP-1-2beta, whose product is annotated as adaptor protein complex 1/2, beta subunit. NCBI's taxonomy places the organism in Eukaryota, Metazoa, Arthropoda, Insecta, Hymenoptera, Formicidae. Gene Ontology annotation, molecular function: clathrin binding. Gene Ontology annotation, biological process: vesicle-mediated transport; intracellular protein transport. The record is from RefSeq and is a predicted model, not a curated record. Gene Ontology annotation, cellular component: clathrin adaptor complex; membrane coat.
UAACUUCUUGAGACUUGUCAUUUUUCCUACAUGUGUACUAAACUUAUGCUUCAAUAGUGUGCAGCAUAGUGUCAUACAUUGUUGUGUCAGUGCAUCACGUCGUUUACAAUUAGUUAGAAAAUAUAAGUUUUUUCGGGGAUAGUGGGCGUUCCAUUCCGGUUUUCGUGAUCGUUCGCGGAUAACAUUAGAUCGUCUCAACCGCCCCUUCGUCCCGCCGUUGGUUGCUAUUAAAUAGACAGGUAAUUAAUGAGCCUGGCGAGCAGUCGCGGCGACUCCGCUCCAGAUGCAACCGUUCGAGAUGCUCCACAAAAUGACGGAUUCCAAGUAUUUUACUACUACAAAAAAGGGAGAGAUAUUUGAGCUCAAAUCAGAACUGAACAAUGAGAAGAAAGAAAAGAAGAAGGAAGCUGUAAAAAAGGUGAUUGCUUCCAUGACAGUAGGAAAAGAUGUGUCGGCAUUGUUCCCUGAUGUGGUGAAUUGCAUGCAGACCGACAAUCUGGAGCUGAAGAAGUUGGUGUAUCUGUACCUGAUGAACUAUGCCAAGAGCCAACCAGACAUGGCCAUCAUGGCAGUCAACACAUUUGUCAAGGAGCUAGCGACAUCUCCGAUGACAAAGGACUGCGAGGACCCAAACCCGCUGAUUCGCGCGCUAGCAGUUCGCACGAUGGGCUGUAUACGCGUCGACAAGAUAACGGAGUAUCUAUGCGAGCCGCUGCGUAAGUGCCUGAAGGACGAGGACCCAUAUGUGCGCAAGACCGCAGCCGUGUGCGUCGCGAAACUUUAUGACAUUAACGCAGCCUUAGUCGAGGACCAAGGAUUUCUGGACCAAUUGAAAGAUCUUCUGUCCGACAGCAACCCGAUGGUGGUCGCAAAUGCGGUGGCUGCACUAUCCGAGAUCAACGAAGCUAGUCCGAAUGGUCAACCGUUGGUGGAGAUGAACGCGCAGACGAUAAACAAAUUACUGACGGCGCUCAAUGAAUGUACGGAAUGGGGUCAGGUUUUCAUCCUGGAUUCAUUGGCGAAUUAUUCGCCCAAAGACGAUCGCGAGGCGCAAAGUAUUUGCGAACGAAUCACUCCUCGUCUGGCACACGCUAACGCUGCAGUCGUGCUUUCCGCUGUCAAAGUAUUGAUGAAACUCAUGGAAAUGCUGCAAUCCGAGUCAGAUUUCGUCGGUACGCUCACGAAGAAAUUGGCGCCGCCUCUGGUCACAUUAUUGAGCUCCGAACCGGAGGUUCAAUACGUCGCAUUGAGAAAUAUCAAUCUCAUCGUGCAAAAGCGACCCGAUAUUCUGAAACACGAGAUGAAAGUAUUCUUUGUCAAGUACAAUGAUCCGAUAUAUGUGAAACUGGAGAAGUUGGAUAUUAUGAUCCGUUUAGCAUCGCAAGCUAAUAUUGCGCAGGUCUUGUCUGAGCUGAAGGAAUACGCUACCGAAGUUGAUGUAGAUUUUGUGAGAAAGGCUGUGAGGGCUAUCGGUCGCUGCGCCAUAAAAGUCGAGCCGUCCGCGGAGCGUUGCGUCUCUACGUUGCUAGAUCUGAUUCAAACUAAGGUAAACUACGUCGUUCAAGAAGCGAUUGUAGUGAUAAAGGAUAUCUUCCGCAAGUAUCCUAACAAGUAUGAGAGCAUAAUUUCAACUCUGUGCGAAAAUCUGGACACGCUUGACGAGCCUGAAGCCCGUGCGUCUAUGAUUUGGAUUAUUGGCGAAUAUGCGGAACGUAUUGACAACGCGGAUGAGUUACUGGAGAGCUUCCUUGAGGGAUUCCAUGAUGAGAAUACGCAAGUGCAACUGCAACUGCUCACAGCGAUCGUGAAACUGUUCCUCAAGAGACCUACGGAUACGCAGGAAUUGGUUCAGCAAGUGCUCAGUUUAGCGACACAGGAUUCCGACAAUCCCGAUUUGCGAGAUCGCGGCUUUAUCUACUGGCGAUUACUCAGCACCGAUCCAGCGGCAGCUAAGGAGGUGGUGCUCGCGGAGAAACCUCUCAUCUCGGAGGAGACGGAUCUAUUAGAACCGACGUUGUUGGAUGAAUUGAUUUGCCAUAUCUCGAGUUUAGCGUCCGUGUACCAUAAACCUCCCACAGCAUUUGUAGAGGGCAGAGCCGCAGGCACCAGGAAAUCAUUGCCGGCUAGAAGCAAUUCGAACGAGGAUUCUAAUCGCGCAACCACACAGUCUCACGCACAAGUUAUACCCGCUCAGGACUCCCUGAUAGGUGAUCUUCUCAGCAUGGACAUCGGUGGACCGGCGAUAGUUCCAUCGGUACCUGCUCCACAGUCCACGGGAUUAGGACUGGAUCUUCUCGGAGGCGGUUUAGAUGGAAUUCUGAGCAACACCGAUCACACGAACCCUGCGCCAGUCGUUUCCCAAAGUACAACGGGUCUCCUCGGCGAUAUAUUCGGCUUCAACCAAGGUCCCACAUCUUACAUACCUCCUAAGAUUAAUUGGCUACCAGCCGAAAAGGGCAAGGGUUUUGAUAUCUGGGGCACUUUCUCGAGAAAGAACGGGCAAAUUAGCAUGGACAUGACUUUCACGAAUAAGGCAAUGCAACCUAUGGGAGGAUUCGCGAUACAGCUCAAUAAGAAUAGUUUCGGACUGACGCCGGCGGCCCCCUUGCAAGUACCAGCUCCUCUCAAUCCCGGAGCGAGUAUAGAAGCGAGCAUUAUAUUGUCCACUGCGGGCGCGGUGCAACGCAUGGAACCCUUGAACAAUCUUCAAGUUGCUAUCAAAAACAACAUCGACGUUUUCUAUUUCGCGUGUAUAGUACCCAUGAAUGUAUACUUCGUGGAAGAUGGCCAAUUAGAUAAAAGAGUAUUUCUUUCGACUUGGAAAGACAUACCUGCACAAAAUGAGGUACAAUAUACGCUAAAUGGAGUAAUAUUGACUGCGGAUCAAGUUGUGCAAAAAAUGCAACAAAACAAUGUCUUUACAAUUGCCAAGAGGAACGUGGAAGGGCAAGAUAUGCUUUAUCAAUCUCUCAAAUUGACAAACAAUGUCUGGGUGUUAAACGAGUUGAAAAUUCAGCCAGGCAACCCUGAUGUUACGCUAUCCCUGAAAUCUCGGUCUGUAGAAGUUGCUUCUGGAGUAUUUCAAGCAUAUAACGCAAUCUUACAUUCUUAAGAUUUUUUUCAUAAAUUUAGGAUAUUGCCAUAUAAUAUACGAAUUAUAAGACAUAACGCAAGCAUGCGCAGCAGCUUAUUUCUAGAAGCUAUCUAUGUUACAUCCACGUAUUGUGCAUGAGAUUCGAAUAUCCUGAAACACAGUGCUAUAGAAAUUUCUCUUCUUCCUUCUUUGUUGCAAAUUAUUGAAUUUAUUAUCAAAACAAUCACGAAUGUGUAUGGAAAUAAAA